CACCGUAUUUGCGAGUCCAUCUGAUUUAGAUCAAGAGGACUUUCCAAUGGAGAACCUCCCCUCACCUGCUCCUGUGUCUGCUCCAGUCCCUGAGGAGCCUCGGGUUGCGGCCCUCCCCUCACCUGCUCCUGUGUCUGCUCCAGUCCCUGAGGAGCCUCGGGUUGCGGCCCUCCCCUCACCUGCUCCUGUGUCUGCUCCAGUCCCUGAGGAGCCUCGGGUUGCGGCCCUCCACUCACCUGCUCCUGUGUCUGCUCCAGUCCCUGAGGAGCCCUGGGUUGUGGCCCUCCCCUCACCUGCUCCUGUGUCUGCUCCAGUCCCUGUGGAGCCUGGGGUUGCGGCCCUCCCCUCACCUGCUCCUGUGUCUGCUCCAGUCCCUGAGGAGCCUCGGGUUGCGGCCCUCCACUCACCUGCUCCUGUGUCUGCUCCAGUCCCUGAGGAGCCCUGGGUUGUGGCCCUCCCCUCACCUGCUCCUGUGUCUGCUCCAGUCCCUGUGGAGCCUCGGGUUGCGGCCCUCCACUCACCUGCUCCUGUGUCUGCUCCAGUCCCUGAGGAGCCUUGGGUUGCGGCCCUCCCCUCACCUGCUCCUGUGUCUGCUCCAGUUCCUGUGGAGCCUCUGGUUGCGGCCCUCCCCUCACCUGCUCCUGUGUCUGCUCCAUUCCCUGAGGAGCCUCGGGUUGCUGCCCUCCCCUCACCUGCUCCUGUGUCUGCUCCAGUCCCUGAGGAGCCUCGGGUUGCGGCCCUCCCCUCACCUGCUCCUGUGUCUGCUCCAGUCCCUGAGGAGCCUCGGGUUGCGGCCCUCCCCUCACCUGCUCCUGUGUCUGCUCCAGUCCCUGAGGAGCCUCGGGUUGCGGCCCUCCUCUCACCUGAUCCUGUGUCUGCUCCAGUCCCUGAGGAGCCUCGGGUUGCGGCCCUCCACUCACCUGCUCCUGUGUCUGCUCCAUUCCCUGAGGAGCCUCGGGUUGCGGCCCUCCCCUCACCAAUGUCUGCCCAGGUACAGGUACAUUUUAAUCAGAGCCAUAAACACAAGUAUUGCCAAUUUUAUUGUAAAAAAAAGUUUAUAUUCAUGUUUUAAAUUACUGUUUGUUUUAUUUACAGCAAAAUAAUGAAGAUGUUUUUGUGGAUAUGGAAGUUUAUUACAACUCUGUACCUCAGUAAGUUUAACAACGUCUCUCCAUUUUUCGUCUUUACCUUUUAAAUAUUACAUGGG
Molecule: messenger RNA, 1207 nt
Organism: Misgurnus anguillicaudatus (oriental weatherfish)
Lineage: Eukaryota; Metazoa; Chordata; Actinopteri; Cypriniformes; Cobitidae
Source: RefSeq, a predicted model, not a curated record